Molecule: messenger RNA, 524 nt
Organism: Onychomys torridus (southern grasshopper mouse)
Lineage: Eukaryota; Metazoa; Chordata; Mammalia; Rodentia; Cricetidae
Gene: Mrpl52
Product: mitochondrial ribosomal protein L52
Exons: 5
Coding region: 16-495 (159 amino acids)
Biological process (GO): mitochondrial translation
Cellular component (GO): mitochondrial large ribosomal subunit
Molecular function (GO): structural constituent of ribosome
Source: RefSeq, a predicted model, not a curated record
GUACGCUGACCCAAGAUGGCGGGGCCCGGGAUGGAGAACCACAUUCAAGAUGUCGGCUUCCGGCUUUCCCGGCAGCGUCGCGCGGGGCCGCGGGGCCACGCCCACUUCCGGCCCCUUUGCUGCGGCAUGGCUGCGUUGGGGAUUUGGCUGUCCAGAGGUGUCCGGAGGUUGCACUGCAGUGCAGCGGCCCGGGCCGGCAGCCGGUGGCGACUCGAGCAGGGACUGGCUGCCAACCCUUCCGGCUAUGGGCCCCUCACGGAGCUUCCUGACUGGUCUUUCGCCGAUGGCCGCCCUGCUCCCCCAAUGAAAGGCCAGCUUCGAAGAAAAGUUCAAAGGGAAAAGCUUGCAAGGCGAGUUGUACUGCUGACACAGGAAAUGGAUGCUGGAUUACAGGCAUGGAAGCUGAGGCAACAGAAGUUGGAGGAAGAAAGGAAGCAGGAAAAUGGUCUUAAACCCAAAGGGAUUUUACUGAGAAGUCCACUUCCACAUCAAUAAAAAAACAGCUCCAUUCCCGCUUUCCCAGA